GUGUGAAGGCAGGAAGGCCCCCUACCCGCGGCGCGCGCGCGCUCUACGCCGACGCGGGCAGCCGCCGCGCCGGCCGCCGCCGCGGGCUCCGCCGCCGGCCAGUGGCAUGGCGCCGCCGACGGCUGCCAUGUAGCUCGCCGGGCUUCCACACCGCCGUGCCUCCACAUCCAUUUGUCUUCCACGCGGCCACGCACUCGGUCUUCCAACUCCUCAUAUAUUAUACGAAACACAGCCAGAUAUUUUUUUGAUAACGUUUUACUUCCCAGUUCCUCGCACUCGAUCCAGAACAAUAGUGACGGUCGGAAAAGGACGUUUGCGCCACAAGUGACAUUCGCUGCUCGGUUACUCCGGCGCUUGCGAAAUAUUGAAUAAACUGCAGUGUUUCCUCUGCCCGAAGGGGCGCACGAAACUAUUGAAUAAUUGUGAAGUGUACAGUACGAGCAACAGAAUGUGAUGAAACCUCUGCUGUAUCAUCGAAGAAGCUUCCCUUUGUUCACCGAGCGUUGAUAAGCUAACGAGUAAUGUACCUCGUGGUUGGUGUUCAGUGACAGUCGAUACCGAUUUAAUUCCAUUUUCGAAGGAACUGGAGCACGAGAAUGGAUCAAAGUAACUCCUAUUGCCUCACUAGUGCCUGCACGUCGGUCGUUGACAGAAUGGUUUCUCACUACUUCCACCUGCGACGAUGUGCCUUUGGGACACUAGAAGCCGAGAAUUUGCGCCCUGUUCGAGUCUGCUGAGGAGGCAGGCGAUGCUGAAGACGUGGCUCCGCAACAUUCGUACUGUUUCGCCUAUAUGUGCGAAUGAUGAUGGUGCCGCGAUCGUGGGCGUUGUUGUCGUUCGGAUAGUGCGAGCACCGUGAGCAUGGGCUAGCCCGGCGUCUCCCCAGGCGCAGAAUGCUCUUCUCGCGCGGUGCCAGCUCCAGGCGGCAACAGCAGCAGACGAGGCGGCGGCAGGCGGCCGACGACCGCGGAGUCUUCGAGCGCCUGUGGCGCGGCGCGUGGACGCAGCAGCAGCAGCAGCACCAGCUCCGCAGCGGGCGGCGUGCCGGCUUCGUAGCGCGCUGCUGCUGCCACUGCGUCGCCAGGCACCCCCCGCCGCCGCCGCUGCCGCCGCCCCCGCCGACGCACACGGCGCUUUCCAACCUGCAGAUCUGCGUGCUCGCGCCGCCACACUCGCGGCGCACGCUUAGGUCUGUCGUCAGUGUUCGAGAAACUCAUCAGAUUGCCGAAGCUCAACAAGAGAAAAAUGCCAAGUUACGUGAAGCUUUUGGCAUCUCUGAAUACUUUGUCGAAGGCAGUAGUCUGGAUCCACAGCGUCAUGUGAAAGAGGCACAAGCUAAAGCAGCUGCAGAACAGAACAAGAAAUAUACUUUGGUCCGUACUCCCAGUCCAGAGCAGUUACCAUCACAUACUGGAGAGAAGGCCAAGAAAAGAAAGAGAAAAUCCAGAGACAGUUCCACCAGUCCUGAGACAAAAAAAGAAAAAAAGAAGAAAGCCAAGAAACACAAGAAAGAAAGAUCAGAAUCACCGAAGCAUUCGAAGAAGAAGCAAACUGGAAAGGACAAAAAGAAGGAGAAAAAUCGCCACAAGAAACGAAGAUCAUCAUCAUCCUCAUCAGAUUCAUCGUCAUCAAGUGAUGAAGACUCCAGCAGUGGUUCAGCUUUGAGCGAUAAAAAGCAGCAGCAGCAACAACAGAAGAAGAAAGAUAAGGCACGUGAACAGCAAUCUAAACCCACUGAUAAAUCUGAAAUUCAAGUCAAAGAGAAACAUCUUGCAUUAGAGAAACGUCGAACGAUGACCUUCUCAAAGAAGAAAGGCUCAAUACAUGACAGUUCAUCUGAAAGUGCUUCUGAAGUUGAAGAAAAGUUGACAAAGAAGAAUACAUCUGAAAAAGGGGAACGCCAUCGUAGCAGAAACCAUGGGCUAUCUCCAUAUAGUAAUCACAGAAAUCCUGGUGAAUCAAGUUCACGUUCAGUGGAUAAAUCUUCAUCAAAAAGUAAUUCUCAUGAUAUCACUAGCAAGUCUGAUAGUAAAAAGGACAGAACAGAUCCCAAAAACAAGAAAACAAUUGACACAGGACAGGAGAAGAAACAGAAAGAAAGAGAAAAUAAGAAGAGGAGAAAUAGUAUAGAAGUUUCACCUGAAGCUCAAUCACGACAAUCAUUAUCUCCUUUUCCAAAGAAAAGUUCGAGCAGCAAAAAAUUCCAGGCACCACCAUCACCAAAGUCAAAGCAUGCCCGGCAGAAAUCUAAAUCUCCAUCCACAAAGCAGCAUAAAUCUACUUCCAUUAGGAGAAGCAAAUCAAGAUCACCAGUAACAAAAAGUGUGCGAUCUAAAGAAAUAAAAUCUUCACAAAAAAUUGUAUCACCAAAGGCCAGGCAUCAGAAGUCAAGAAGUCAUUCAAAAUCAAUCUCGCCUCGACGUACUAUAUCUGACAUUAAGAGAUCAUCACGUAAGUCUCCUUCUCCGAGACACAAGCGGAAAGAUGGACCCAGAUCAAGAAGCAGGAGCAGAUCACAUUCAGUACCAAGAAGCUACAGUAGAAACCACAAACGUUCAAGGAAGAGCUCCUCUGAUUCACCUGUUUCUCCAAAACGUAGACAUUCCUCAAGGCAUCGAUGUAACAGUGACACAAGGUCACCAUCCCUCAGAACUAGCAGAUCGCGAACCCGCCGAGACCGAAGAAGUUCUCCAAAAAUGUCGUCAGUUUCACCCAAACAUAAACGUACUAAGUAUUCUACGUCUCCCACACUCAAAAAGUCGAUACAUUUGAGGAGUAAAUCAAAAUCCCUCGAACGGAGCCAGCUGGCUGCAAAAGUAUCCAAGUCAUCUUUGUCACCUAAGUCUUCAGCACCCUUGAGGUCAAGGAGCAGCAGUAGAUCCCAUAAUCGAAACAGGAAGUCACCAGAUAAUUUAAUAAAACAAAAGGGAUCAAGAUCACCUUUUAACACAAAGAGCAAAGAACGAAGACAUCGAAGUAGGAGUAAAUCACCAAUAAAGAAUCACCACAGCAACAGAUCUCCCAGCAGAACUAAAUUAAAGAAGACAUUGUCUCCUGAAAAGCCUGAUGUCAGCAAAUUGAAAAAAAAUUCACCACCUGUUCAGAGUAAGAAGCAAACAGAUACUUUGAAAUCAAAAAGAACUAACAGUAUGAGCAGUGAUAGCAGUUCUGCUCAGACAAGCCUCAGCUAUUCACCUAUAGAGAAGUACCCAGAACGUUACCAAGAUGUACUGGAUUCAAAGGCAGCAAGUAAAAAGAACAACAUUGCUUCCAAAUCUGUGAACAAACUCUCAAAAAGGAAGAAUUCCAGACACAAGUCGAAGUCUAAAUCUCGCUCUCCAUCUCGAAAUCGAAGGGUUGCAGCAGCAAUUAUACCUAGGGUUCGACUUCGAUCUUCUAGUGGAGAAGAAGAUGAUGAUGAUGAAGAGAAAGAUAACAAAGAGAAGGAAGAGGACAGUCAGGAAAUGGAAACACUGAAACUUUUGAAAUCUGGUCUUGCUGAGAAAGCAAAGGAAUCAUUAGAAAAAAAACUAACUAAACCAUCACCUGAACAUCAGAAACCUGAAGAAUCAGUUAACAAAGAUACUGAAACUGAGAGUGAAGAAAAAAUAGAUGAUAAGGAUAGUAUUCCAGUUUCGAGUGUGGAAGACUCCAUUUGUGACAUUGCUCUACCUCAGAAAAGUCAGACUUCUGAUGAUAAUGACACUGCAUCGGAUAACGAAAAACCCGAUGUAAGUCAGAAGUCCCCUGUAGAUGUUCCUCGUCCUUCUGAGGAACCUGACAUUGCUGUAAUGCCAGAUUCAAUUCCAAAACCACCAGGUUCACCUCCAGCAAAAAAACCUUCUGAAACUGUUGUCAAAUCAGAACCUAUUGAUGACUCGACUACUGCUUCUAAUAUUGAAGUUUUCCUGGAAACUUUGAAGUCUCAACUAAGGGACUCUGUCUCUCCCCCACGGAGGCUCAACCGAAAUGCAAAUUCCAGCAGCAGAUCACGAUCUGGGUCAGAGUCAGCAGAGCGUAGUGUGAAGACCUCUCAUAAAUCCAGGAGUUCAUCACGUUCAUCAUCAAGUCACAGAUCAUCCCAGCGGAGUGUUAAAGGUUACGUGUACAGCAGCAGUGACUCCCGCAGUAGCAUCUCGCGCAGUGCUUCUCGCAGCAGGUCACGAUCUAGCCAUUCGGAUUCAAGUCGUUCAGGGUCUAGAUCUCGGAGUUGCUCCAGCAGCUCCUCAUUCACUAGCAGUUCUACUACCCGCUCUCGAUCACCUUCUAUUCCACGCCGCCGUGGCUCGCCAAGUUUCCUUGAUCGUCGUCGUAUCACCAGGGAUGCUGGAAAAUCCAAAUCAAGGUCGAGUUCCAGAUCAUCUCUAAGCCUUGAUUAGCCUGCAUCAUGGCAGUAUAGGAUGCUUGUGACAUGAACACAUAGUGACAUGAUCUAUUGCUGCUAGUGUACAUUACUUUUCAUUCACAGCUUGUAAACACAAGGACUACAAUCUCAUUGUCAAAUAGAGACCGCGACUGUGUUACUAACUUGUCAGCACAGUCAUUCAGAGUGUAUAUGUACAUAUGUACCCAUGUACACAAUUUAUGUGUAAAUUAUUAAAAUUUCUUUUAUUUU
Molecule: messenger RNA, 4615 nt
Organism: Schistocerca gregaria
Lineage: Eukaryota; Metazoa; Arthropoda; Insecta; Orthoptera; Acrididae
Gene: Srrm234
Product: serine/arginine repetitive matrix protein 2
Exons: 9
Coding region: 894-4379 (1161 amino acids)
Molecular function (GO): mRNA binding
Source: RefSeq, a predicted model, not a curated record